CUAGAAUCUCGAAGCCCACCUACUCUGAUAUCAAGUUGAAAAUGACUUUUGUAGUAAGCUGCUUUGGAUGCAACCCGCUUAUCUUUUUGGCGCUAAAACGCGUUGCUGCCGCCGCUCUAUGGGGUUAUUAGACACCCCGUCGUUGUGUUCUUAAGCCUCAAGCAUCACCUUUCCUCCGUAUCCUCCGUAACCUUCACAUUCUUCGUGCUGAUUCUCAACGAUCUCAUAACAACCUCUAUAAUUAAAUAGGCAUGGACCAAGAACUCGCACCCUUCAUUCUAUUUACAGAACACCACGUGCGACCCGAAACUCCCCAUCUGAAGCUCGAGCUGGCACUCGGCAGUAAGCUAACAGAAGACUCUGGCUGCCAUGUGCUGGCGACAAUCCACCGUGCUGGCGACUCGCACGAAGAGCCGUGCAUUUUCAGAUGGGGCCGACACGACGCCACCGCGGCCUUCCUGCUCUUCCACCACACGCCAGAUGGCUUGCGCAAGAUCGAGAUAGCCAGCGAACCCCCUUCAGCGGCCGUGCAGGCGCCUCUUGUGGUGGAUGGGUGGGGUAUAUCGGUGCGGGAACUGGCGCCGGGAGGGAGGGUCCGUUCCAUGAUAACGCUGCCGAAAAGAUAUCGGACAGAGUUGGUGAGUGGUGAGAAGUACGAGUUGGUGUGGCCCGGUGGUGAGAUUGCCAUCUGGGACUGGGGCACCGAGAAGCAACACGCAGGCCGGGAGCUAGGUGUGAAGUCGCCAAAGAUAUGCCUCCCAGCUGCGCGAGCCACUCUUGAAUUUAACAAGUUCGGCCAGGCAACGGAGGGGCGAGGCAGUCCUCCCCCGAUCUCAGCAUCAGAGAGAAUCCCAGGGGCGCCAAUAAUGAGCGUCAUGCUCGAAUGCAACAAGAACGUUCCUCAAGCUGGCGUAGCAGAUGUGAAAAUCAGCGUGGUAUAUGAAGCUCCAGCUGGGAGCCCGGCUAUAACUUUUCAUAGCUUGCCUUUCCAGUCAUGGUACGGUCCUCGCGAGGGUUACAGGCUAUACCGUCGCCGCGCAAACGCAUGGGAGUCCAUCGAGGACGAUACCACCGGCUUUAUGAUCGUCGACGAUCCUGAUGUUAGUAUUCAUGUGAGCCAGCAUGAGGAUUUUGCAAGCCUUCAGCCUGGACAGACGUGGACUUCAUCGGAUCGGCUGCAAGGCCAGGGAUUAGGAGCCCUGCCUGAUGAUAUGAACGUUGGCGAUGUAUUCCGCUACGUAUUCAAGGGCGUCGAAUUGGACUGGUGGGACUGGGGAGACAGCUCAGAUCAUGCAGAGACCAUCGUCAAGCUUCCCUGUUUCAUUAAAGGACGAGUAGUCGACCCUAAGGAUAAUGGUGGAAGGCCAAAGCUCAAAGUACCAGCUUCAAAUUCUAUCGAAUUUACAAUAGUAUAAGAAAUGCAAUUGUCCAAA
Amorphotheca resinae ATCC 22711 is the source of this 1433-nucleotide messenger RNA. RefSeq lists its product as hypothetical. The record is from RefSeq and is a predicted model, not a curated record. Bases 252 to 1415 code for a protein of 387 amino acids. NCBI's taxonomy places the organism in Eukaryota, Fungi, Ascomycota, Leotiomycetes, Helotiales, Amorphothecaceae. The transcript is spliced from 3 exons.